This is a messenger RNA of Phytophthora infestans T30-4, 786 nucleotides long. RefSeq lists its product as uncharacterized. The transcript is spliced from 2 exons. NCBI's taxonomy places the organism in Eukaryota, Oomycota, Peronosporomycetes, Peronosporales, Peronosporaceae. Bases 1 to 786 code for a protein of 261 amino acids. Gene Ontology annotation, biological process: DNA repair. The record is from RefSeq and is a predicted model, not a curated record.
AUGCCGAAGCGUUCCCAGUCCUCCUCACAAGACACUGACCCUAGGAAGCGCGCGAAGGCGUCACUUAUACCGGAUCAGGAAGAUUUCUCGCUGGAUCGUGUGGUGAACAACGUCAAGAAGGUUGCUGUCGAGCACGCUCAUCUGCCAGAGACCGUCGUCUCGAAGCUCUUCGAGCAGGACGCGACAGUCUUGUAUCUAACAAGCGACCGUAAGAGUUGGGUUUAUCAUGUGCCACGCUGGUACUGGUAUCGAGCGUGGGAGGCGCACCCGAAGGAGCAUGACACCAUAAUGAUGUUCGGCAAACCGACGAUGCUCCCGCGAUUUCAGCAGCUUUGUGGCGAAAUGGGGAGUUACCGCUACUCUGGCAAGACAUUUGAAGCGCAGCAGAAGUUUCCGCCGGGUCUAAGGCACGCUGUGCAGCAAAUGCAGCGGUUUGUGGAAGACCCGAGUACACAACACACGCGACUCACAGGUGGACUCGUGAACUGGUACGAGAAUGGAGAUCACUACAUCGGGCCACACGCAGAUGACGAGAAGGAUAUGAUGGCGUGUUCUCCGAUCAUUGCACUGUCUUUAGGAGCAGCGCGACGCUUCGUUUUCACAAAAAAGACUUCGAAAAGUGCGCCUCAAGGUGAUGAAGCUGUGGCACGGAUGGAGCUGCAGAUGGAAGACGGAGACUUGAUGAUCAUGGGCGGUACGACGCAGAGAACCCACAAACACGCAGUACCCAAAAUGGCGCGAUGUCGAGAGCCAAGGAUCAGUGUCACCUUGCGCUGCUUUCUUUAG